Kogia breviceps (pygmy sperm whale) is the source of this 15804-nucleotide messenger RNA. NCBI's taxonomy places the organism in Eukaryota, Metazoa, Chordata, Mammalia, Artiodactyla, Physeteridae. The record is from RefSeq and is a predicted model, not a curated record.
AUGGGUGCCCAGCGCGGGUGCCGGGCCCUGGCGUGGGCCCUUGUGAUCCUGCCCUUGGUGCAGAAGGCAGAGACCCAGGGCAGCGCGGGGCAGAGCUGGAUGAGUCAGGAGGCCACCAUGAACGCCCAGCUUGUGACCUUCAGCCCGCCCAUCACUGGCUUCCCCACCAUGAGCUCCCUGAACGCGGCGCACGGCGGGCGGGUGUGCAGCACGUGGGGCGACUUCCACUACAAGACCUUCGACGGUGACGUCUUCCGCUUCCCCGGGCUGUGCAACUACGUCUUCUCCGCGCACUGUGGUGCCGCCUACGAGGACUUCAACCUCCAACUGCGCCGCAGCCUGGUGGGCUCCAGGCCCACGGUCACCCACAUCAUCCUCAAGACGCAGGGGCUGGUGCUGGAGGUCUCCAACGGGUCCAUCCUGGUCAACGGGCGGCGGGAGGACCUGCCCUACAGCCGCGCGGGCGUCCUGGUGGAGGAGAGCAGUGCCUACGUCAGGGUCAACAUCCGGCUGAUGCUGGCCUUCACGUGGAACGGAGAGGACAGCGUCCUGCUGGAGUUGGACCCCAGGUACGCCAACCAGACCUGCGGCCUGUGCGGGGACUUCAACGGACUCCCGGCCAUCAGCGAGUUCUAUGCCCACAAUGCCAGGCUGACCCCUCUACAGUUUGGGAACCUGCAGAAGCUGGACGGGCCCACGGAGCAGUGCCAGGACGCCCUACCCUCCCCAGCUGACAACUGCACAGAUGGGGAGGGCGUCUGUCGCCACACCCUGCUGGGCCCAGCCUUUGCUCAGUGCCACAGGCUGGUGGACGCCGAGGUGUACGUGGCCACCUGCACCCAAGACCUGUGCCGCUGCCCCUCCUGCCCAUGUGCCACCUUCGCGGAGUACUCCCGCCAGUGUGCCCACGCCGGGGGACAGCCGCAGAGCUGGAGGGGCCCUGACCUCUGCCCCCAGACGUGCCCCCUGAACAUGCAACACCAGGAGUGCGGCUCGCCCUGCGCGGACACCUGCUCCAACCCUGAGCGCUCCCAGCUCUGUGAGGACCACUGCGUCGACGGCUGCUUCUGCCCCCUAGGCAUGGUGCUGGACGACAUCACCCACUCGGGCUGCCUGCCCCUGCGGCAGUGCCCCUGCAUGCACGGCGGCCGCCCCUACGCCCCGGGGGCCUCCUUCACCACCAGCUGCAGCUCCUGCACCUGCUCCGGGGGACUAUGGCAGUGCCAGGACCUCCCGUGCCCGGGCAUCUGCUCCAUCCAGGGCGGGUCCCACAUCUCCACCUAUGAUGAGAAGCUCUAUGAUGUGCACGGGGACUGCAGCUACAUCCUAACCAAGAUAUGUGCAGGCAACGCCCUCACCGUGCUGGCCGAGCUGCGGAAAUGCGGCCUGACAGACAACGAGAACUGCCUCAGAACAGUGAUGCUGAGCUUGAACGGAGGGGACACGACCAUCCAGAUCCAGGCCAACGGCGAGGUGUUCGUGAACUCCAUCUACACGCAGCUGCCCGUGUCAGUGGCCAACAUCACCGUCUUCAGGCCGUCCUCCUUCUUCAUCCUGGUGCAGACGGGCCUCGGGCUGCAGCUGCAGGUGCAGCUGGUGCCCCUCAUGCAGGUGUUCCUCAGGCUGGACCCCUCCUACCAGGGCCAGAUGUGUGGCCUGUGUGGGAACUUCAACCACAAUCAGGCCGACGACUUCCGGACCAUCAGCGGCGUGGUGGAGGGCACGGCCGCCGCCUUUGCCAACACCUGGAAGACCCAGGCCGCCUGCCCCAACGUCAAGAACAGCUUCGAGGACCCCUGCUCCCUCAGCGUGGAGAACGAGAACUAUGCUCUGCAUUGGUGCUCCCUGCUGACCGACCCUGCCGGGGCCUUCUCAUCCUGCCACUCUGUCAUCAGCCCUGGCCCCUUCCACUCGAACUGCAUGUUUGACACGUGCAACUGUGAGAAGAGCGAAGACUGCAUGUGUGCGGCCCUGUCCUCCUACGUGUGGGCCUGCGCCGCCCGGGGCGUGCUGCUCAGUGGCUGGCGGGACGGCGUGUGCAACAAGUACGUGAGCAGCUGCCCCAAGACCCAGAGCUACGCCUAUGUGGUGGACAGCUGCCAGCCCACCUGCCGCUCCCUAAGCCAGGCCGACGUCACCUGCGACGUGGCCUUCGUGCCCGUGGACGGCUGCACCUGCCCCUCGGGCACCUUCCUGGACGACACCGGUGACUGCGUGCCCAUCGAGGCCUGCCCCUGCUACGCCCGUGGCUCCGUGCUGGCUCCAGGGGAGGUCCUGCACGACAAUGGUGUGAUGUGUUCAUGUGCGGGCGGGAAGCUGAGCUGCCUGGGAGCCGUGGAGCAGAGCACAGCGUGCGUGGCCCCCAUGCUGUUCCUGGACUGUAGCAACACCUCCGUGGACACGCCCGGGGCCGAGUGUGUGCGGAGCUGCCACGUGCCAGACGUGGACUGUCUCAGCACGCACUGUGUGUCGGGCUGCGUCUGCCCCGCGGGGCUGUUGGCCGAUGGGAGCGGGGGCUGUGUGGCCGAGGAGGACUGCCCCUGCCUGCACAACGAGGCCGCCUACAAGCCCGGGGAGACCAUCAGGGUCGACUGUAACACCUGCACCUGCAGGGGCCGCAGGUGGGAGUGCAGCCACCGGCCCUGCCUGGGCACCUGCGUGGCCUACGGGGAUGGCCACUUCAUCACCUUUGACGGCGAGCGCUACAGCUUUGAGGGGAGCUGUGAAUACACGCUGGCCCAGGACUACUGUGCGGGCAACAACGGCAGCAAUGGCAACUUCCGCAUCGUCACCGAGAACGUCCCCUGCGGGACCACAGGCGUCACCUGCUCCAAGGCCAUCAAGAUCUUCCUGGAGAACUUUGAGCUGAUCCUCCACGAGGGCGCCUACAAGGUGGUGCAGAGGGGGCCAGGCGGAGAGCCGCCCUACAAGAUCCGUUACAUGGGCAUCUACCUGGCCAUCGAGACCCGUGAUGGCGUGGUUGUGUCCUGGGACCGGAAGACCAGCGUGUUUAUUCGGCUGCACCAGGAGUACAAGGGGAGGGUCUGCGGGCUGUGCGGGAACUUUGACGACAACGCCCUCAACGACUUCACCACGCGGAGCCAGUCCGUGGUGGGCGACGCGCUGGAGUUCGGCAACAGCUGGAAAUUCUCCCCAUCCUGCCCGGACGCCCAGGCCCCCAAGGACCCCUGCGCCGCCAACCCGUACCGCAAGUCCUGGGCCCAGAAGCAAUGCAGCAUCAUCAACAGCGCCACCUUCAGCGCCUGCCGUUCUCAGGUCGACUCCACCAGGUACUACGAGGCCUGCGUGAGCGACGCGUGCGCCUGCGACUCGGGGGGCGACUGCGAGUGUUUCUGCACGGCCGUGGCUGCCUACGCCCAGGCCUGCCGCGAUGCAGGCGUGUGCGUGUCCUGGCGGAGCCCGGACACCUGCCCCCUCUUCUGCGACUACUACAACCCGCACGGCGAGUGCGAAUGGCACUACCAGCCCUGCGGGGCCCCCUGCCUGAGGACCUGCCGGAACCCCCGCGGGCACUGCCUGACGGAGCUGCCAGGCCUGGAAGGCUGCUACCCACAGUGCCCGCCCAGCAAGCCAUUCUUCAAUGAGGACCAGAUGAAGUGCGUGGCCCAGUGUGGGGGCUGCUACGACGAGGACGGAAACUACUAUGACGUGGGCACCAGGGUCCCCACGGCGGAGAACUGCCAGAGCUGUGACUGCACCCCCAGAGGCCUCCAGUGUACAUACAGCCCCGCGGCCUGUACGUGCACCUACGAGGGCAGAACCUACAGCUACGGGGACGUCAUCUACAACACGACCGACGGGCUGGGCGCCUGCCUGAUUGCCACCUGCAGAGACAAUGGAACCAUCGUCCGAAAGGCUGAGGAGUGUCCCAGAACCCUGCCCACGAUGCCCUUCACCUUCACCAGCACUGCGGCUCCGCUGUCCACCAUGGGCUCGGUCCCCACACCCUCCACCGUGUGCGUGCAGGAGCACUGCCGCUGGUCCGACUGGUACGACAGUGGGCGUCCAGAGCUGGGCGCGGGAGGAGGAGACUUUGAGACAUUCGAGAACCUGCGGCAGAGGGGCUACCAGUUCUGCCCGGCCCCAGUGCACGUCGAGUGCCGGGCCCAGGAGUUCCCAGAUAUACCUUUGGAGAAGCUGGGCCAGAAGGUGGAGUGUGGCCAGGCCUGGGGGCUGACCUGCCUCAACAGAGAGCAGAACCCCCCGCCCUGCCACAACUACGAGCUGAGGGUCCUCUGCUGCGACUACGUGCCCUGCGGCACCAGCCCAGCCCCGGGCACCAGCCAGCAGCCAUCCUCCCAGCCCCUGCCCACCUCCACCCAGACCACACCCACCAGAGGAACCUCCCUCCUGUCCAUGGCGGCCUCCACCUCACAGACCCCAUCUGCCAACUCCACCUCAACCGUGACCCGAGUGGGCAGCAGCUCUGUGCUCCCAGCCACCACCACCUGUGAGCCCCGCUGUCAGUGGACAGAGUGGUUUGACGAGGACUACCCCAAGUCCGAGGAGGCUGGGGGGGACGUCGAGUCCUACGACAAGAUCAGGCGUGCGGGAGGGGCCGUGUGCGAGCAGCCCCAGGGCAUAGAGUGUCAGGCCGAAAACUUCCCUGACGUGAGGCUGGAGGAGCUGAAUCAGCGCGUGCACUGUGACGUCAGCUUCGGCCUGGUCUGCAGGAACAACGAGCAGGUGGGCCUGUUCAAGAUGUGCUACAACUACAAAAUCCGCGUGCUGUGCUGUGGGUACAGCCACUGUGGGGAGCCCACAUCCCCCACCACCACUGCCACCACAUCCACUGCCACAGUCCCCACUGCCACCACCUCCACUGCCACAGCGCUCACUGCCACCGCCCCCACUUCUACCGCAUCCACUUCCACCGCAUCCACUGCUACAGUCACCACUGUGGCCACCUCUACAGCCCCCACUGCCACAACCAACACUGCCACAGCCCCCACUGCCACUGCAUCCACUGCCACAGCACCCACUGCCACCACAUCCACUGCUACACUCACCACUGUGGCCACCUCUACAGCCCCCACGGCCACCGCAUCCACUGCCACCACAUCCACUGCCACAGCCCCCACUUCCACCGCAUCCACUGCUACAGUCACCACUGCGGCCACAGCUACAGCCCCCACUGCCACAACCUCCACUGCCAUAGCCCCUACUGCCACUGCAUCCACUGCCACAGCCCAGAGUGCCACCGCCUCCACUGCUACACUCACCACUGUGGCCACCUCUACAGCCCCCACAGCCACCGCAUCCACUGCCACAGCCCACACUGCCACCGCAUCCACUGCCACAGCCCUCACUGCCACCACCUCCACUGCCACAGCCACCGCAUCCACUGCCACAGCCCCCACCUCCACUGCCACAGCCUUCACUGCCCCCACCUCCACUGCCACAGCCUUCACUGCCACCACCUCCACUGCCACAGCCUUCACUGCCACCACCUCCACUGCCACAGCCUUCACUACCACCACCUCCACUGCCACAGCCCCCACUGCCACCACCUCCACUGCCACAGCCUUCACUGCCACAGCACCCACUGCCACAACAUCCACUGCCACAGCCCCCACUGCCACCACAUCCACUGCUACACUCACCACUGUGGCCACCUCUACAGCCCCCACGGCCAUCGCCCCCACUGCCACCGCAUCCGCUGCCACAGCCCCCACUGCCACCACAUCCACUGCCAUAGCCCCCACUACCACCACCUCCACUGCCACAGCCCACACUGCCACCACCUCCACUGCCACAGCCCCCACUACCACCACCUCCACUGCCACAGCCCCCACUGCCACCACCUCCACUGCCACAGCCCCCACUUCCACCGCAUCCACUGCUACAGUCACCACUGUGGCCACAGCUACAGCACCCACUGCCACAACCUCCACUGCCAUAGCCCCCACUGCCACUGCAUCCACUGCCACAGCCCCCAGUGCCACCGCAUCCACUGCUACACUCACCACUGUGGCCACAGCUACAGCACCCACGGCCACCGCAUCCACUGCCACAGCCCAUACAGCCACCGCAUCCACUGCCACAGCCCCCACCUCCACUGCCCCCACCUCCACUGCCACCACCUCCACUGCCACACCCUUCACUGCCACAACCUCCACUGCCACAGCCCCCACUGCCACCACCUCCACUGCCACAGCCCCCACUGCCACCACCUCCACUGCCAAAGCCCCCACUGCCACCACAUCCACUGCCACAGCCCCCACCUCCACUGCCACACCCCCCACUGCCACGACAUCCACUGCCACAGCCCCCACUGCCACCACCUCCACUGCCACAGCCCCCACUGCCACCACCUCCACUGCCACAGCCCCCACUGCCACCACCUCCACUGCCACAGCCUUCACUGCCACAGCCCCCACUUCCACAACAUCCACUGCCACAGCCGCCACUGCCACCACAUCCACUGCUACACUCACCACUGUGGCCACCUCUAUAGCCCCCACGGCCAUCGCCCUCACUGCCACCGCAUCCACUGCCACAGCCCCCACUGCCACCACCUCCACUACCACAGCCACCACCUCCACUGCCACAGCCCCCACUGCCACCACCUCCACUGCCACAGCCUUCACUACCACCACCUCCACUGCCAUAGCCCCCACUGCCACCACCUCCACUGCCACAGCCUUCACUGCCACAGCACCCACUGCCACAACAUCCACUGCCACAGCCCCCACUGCCACCACAUCCACUGCUACACUCACCACUGUGGCCACCUCUACAGCCCCCACGGCCAUCGCCCCCACUGCCACCGCAUCCGCUGCCACAGCCCCCACUGCCACCACCUCCACUGCCAUAGCCCCCACUGCCACAGCCCCCACUGCCACAGCCCCCACUGCCACCACCUCCACUGCCACACCCCCCACUGCCACGACAUCCACUGCCACAGCCCCCACUACCACCACCUCCACUGCCACAGCCCCCACUGCCACCGCAUCCACUGCCACAGCCCCCACUACCACCACCUCCACUGCCACAGCCCUCACUGCCACCACCUCCACUGCCACAGCCCCCACUUCCACCGCAUCCACUGCUACACUCACCACUGUGGCCACAGCUACAGCACCCAUGGCCACCGCAUCCACUGCCACAGCCCAUACAGCCACCGCAUCCACUGCCACAGCCCCCACCUCCACUGCCCCCACCUCCACUGCCACCACCUCCACUGCCACACCCUUCACUGCCACAGCCCCCACUGCCACCACCUCCACUGCCACAGCCCCCACUGCCACCACCUCCACUGCCAAAGCCCCCACUGCCACAGCUCCCACUGCCACCACCUCCACUGCCAAAGCCCCCACUGCCUUCACUGCCACAGCCCCCACUUCCACAACAUCCACUGCCACAGCCCCCACUGCCACCACAUCCACUGCUACACUCACCACUGUGGCCACCUCUAUAGCCCCCACGGCCAUCGCCCUCACUGCCACCGCAUCCACUGCCACAGUCCCCACCUCCACUGCCACACCCCCCACUGCCACGACAUCCACUGCCACACCCCCCACUGCCACGACAUCCACUGCCACAGCCCCCACUACCACCACCUCCACUGCCACAGCCCCCACUGCCACCACCUCCACUGCCACAGCCUUCACUACCACCACCUCCACUGCCAUAGCCCCCACUGCCACCACCUCCACUGCCACAGCCUUCACUGCCACAGCACCCACUGCCACAACAUCCACUGCCACAGCCCCCACUGCCACCACAUCCACUGCUACACUCACCACUGUGGCCACCUCUACAGCCCCCACGGCCAUCGCCCCCACUGCCACCGCAUCCGCUGCCACAGCCCCCACUGCCACCACCUCCACUGCCAUAGCCCCCACUGCCACCGCAUCCACUGCCACAGCCCCCACUGCCACCACCUCCACUGCCACACCCCCCACUGCCACGACAUCCACUGCCACAGCCCCCACUACCACCACCUCCACUGCCACAGCCCACACUGCCACCACCUCCACUGCCACAGCCCCCACUACCACCACCUCCACUGCCACAGCCCUCACUGCCACCACCUCCACUGCCACAGCCCCCACUUCCACCGCAUCCACUGCUACAGUCACCACUGUGGCCACAGCUACAGCACCCACUGCCACAACCUCCACUGCCACAGCCCACACUGCCACCACCUCCACUGCCACAGCCCCCACUACCACCACCUCCACUGCCACAGCCCUCACUGCCACCACCUCCACUGCCACAGCCCCCACUUCCACCGCAUCCACUGCUACAGUCACCACUGUGGCCACAGCUACAGCACCCACUGCCACAACCUCCACUGCCAUAGCCCCCACUGCCACUGCAUCCACUGCCACAGCCCCCAGUGCCACCGCAUCCACUGCUACACUCACCACUGUGGCCACAGCUACAGCACCCACGGCCACCACCUCCACUGCCACAGCCCCCACUGCCACCACCUCCACUGCCAAAGCCCCCACUGCCGCCACCACAUCCACUGCCACAGCCCCCACCUCCACUGCCACACCCCCCACUGCCACGACAUCCACUGCCACAGCCCUCACUGCCACCACCUCCACUGCCACAGCCCCCACUGCCACCACCUCCACUGCCACAGCCCCCACUGCCACCACCUCCACUGCCACAGCCUUCACUGCCACAGCCCCCACUUCCACAACAUCCACUGCCACAGCCCCCACUGCCACCACAUCCACUGCUACACUCACCACUGUGGCCACCUCUAUAGCCCCCACGGCCAUCACCCCCACUGCCACCGCAUCCACUGCCACAGCCCCCACUGCCACCACCUCCACUACCACAGUCCCCACUGCCACCACCUCCACUGCCACAGCCUUCACUGCCACCACCUCCACUACCACAGUCCCCACUGCCACCACCUCCACUACCACAGCCCCCACUGCCACCACCUCCACUGCCACACCCCCCACUGCCACGACAUCCACUGCCACAGCCCUCACUGCCACCACCUCCACUGCCACAGCCCCCACUGCCACCGCAUCCACUGCCACUGUCACCAUUGCCACCACAUCCACUGCUACAGUCACCACUGUGACCACCUCUAUGGAAGCCACCUCCACUGCCACAGCCCCCACUCCUAUAGCCCCCAUGUCCCCCACCGCCACUGCCACAGCUACCACUGCCAUAACCUCCACUGCUACAGUCACCACUGCAGCCACCUCCACUGCUGCCACUGCUACAGCGGCCACCUCUGCUGCCACAGCCCCCAUGUCCCCCAAUGCCUCCAGCACCACCACUGCUAUGUCACCAGCUACGCAGCCCAGGACAUGGCCAGGGAGCACAGGGGUGACCAGGUCCCCCGCCAGCAGUGCCACACCAUCACCUUCCCUUUCCACGGGACUGACCGCCCAAGUGACAUCCUUGAGGCCCAGCCACACAGGCACACUCCCAGGAUCUGCCACGUCGGUCCUCCCAACUCACACAGCCUCAAGGGGGCCCCCCCCAAUGUUGGUGACGACGCAGACCUCCACGUCUCAGCUGCUGACGGGAACAGCAGUGGACACAAUGGGCACCACCUCCAUGGGCCCGCUGUCCACCUCACACCCUAAGACCAGCACGCCGGGAACCUGGGUGUCGACGGCCACCACUGGGGCCACCACCAGCCAGGGCACAACCGGCUGUCAACCCAAGUGCCAAUGGACAGAGUGGUUUGAUGUGGACUUCCCCACCUCGGAGUUCAGGGGUGGAGACAUGGAGACCUAUGACAACAUCCGGGCCGCGGGCGGCAAGAUGUGUCAGCAGCCGCAGAAGAUUGAAUGCCGGGCGGAGAGCUACCCCGAGGUGAGCAUCGAUCAGAUCGGGCAGGUGCUCAGCUGCAGCCUGGAGGCCGGGCUGGUCUGCAGGAACGAAGACCAGAGGGGGAAGUUCACCAUGUGCUUCAACUACAACAUCCGCGUGUACUGCUGCAAUGACUUCCGGCACUGCUCCACCAUGGCUACCACCCCACUCACCUCCACCGCACCGCCCGCCACCGGCAGCUCCACGGCCACAGUGCCAAGUCCCUCGACCUCUGCCACGACCCAGACCCAACCCACCUCCACCGCACCACCCGCCACCGGCAGCUCCACGGCCACGCUGCCAUGGCCCUUGACCUCUGCCAUGACCCAGACCCAACCCGCCUCCACCGCACCGCCCGCCACCGGCAGCUCCAUGGCCACAGUGCCAAGUCCCUCGACCUCUGCCACGACCCAGACCCAACCCACCUCCACCGCACCACCCGCCACUGGCAGCUCCAUGGCCACGCUGCCAUGGCCCUCGACCUCUGCCACGACCCAGACCCAACCCGCCUCCACCGCACCACCCGCCACUGGCAGCUCCACGGCCACCUUGCCAUGGCCCUCGACCUCUGCCACGACCCAGACCCAACCCACCUCCACCGCACCGCCCGCCACUGGCAGCUCCACGGCCACGCUGCCAUGGCCCUCGACCUCUACCACGACCCAGACCCAACCCACCUCCACCGCACCACCCGCCACCGGAAGUUCCACGGCCACGCUGCCAUGGCCCUCAACCUCUGCCACGACCCAGACCCAACCCACCUCCACUGCACCGCCCGCCACCGGCAGCUCCACGGCCACACAGCCAAGUCCCUCAACCUCUGCCACGACCCAGACGGGUGCCCCCACCACGGCCCCUGCAACUGCGCGCGUGCACAAGACCACCAUUGGGACCACCCUGCUCUCCACCCCCGUGACCUCCCACACUAGGGCUACCAUCUACACCCACUCCCUGCACCCCACGGCCUCUCCUCAGGUCACAGAGCUCCCCACCAGGCCCUUCAAGACCACACCUGGACCCCCCAUCACCACACCCAGCACAGGGCCCGGCACCAGAGCCUCCCUCUCCACCCCUACGCCUGAGCCCAGCACCUCCUCACUGGGCACCACCCUCAGUUCCUCUAUGGCCACCUCCACAGCCAUGGUGUCCUCACAGAAGACCCAUAUCUCCAGCCCCACGUCGGUCACCACAUCCCCAGAGACUUGGUCCACGGCCUGUCAGCCUCGCUGUGCCUGGACAGACUGGCUGGACCAGAGCUACCCGACGCCAGGGGCCUCUGGGGGGGACUUCGAGACCUAUGCUAAUAUCCAGGCGGCCGGUAGGGCCAUCUGCCAGCAGCCUCUGAAGCUGCAGUGUCGGGCCGAGGACCUGCCUGAGGUGGCCCUGCAGGAUCUGGGCCAGGUGGUGCAGUGCCGGCUGGAGGAGGGCCUGGUGUGCUGGAACCGAGACCAGAGUAGCCUGAUGUGCCUCAACUACCAGAUCCGCAUGUUCUGCUGCGACCAAAGCCACUGCCCCAGCCCCGCCGGUCCCACGUCCACCACGCCAGCACCCUCACCCUCCACCAUCAGCACCAGCACUGGCAGGCUGUCAUCGGAGGUCACCACCCAGACGCACCUCUCCUCCCCAGGGACGAUCAAGAGAGUCUCCACCCCCACCACUCUGACAGGCCCCUCCUCCACGGGGACCCCCAAGGGGGUCUCCACACUCACCCAUGUGACAGGUCCCUCGUCCACAGGGACCACCCAGAGGGUCUCCACCCCUACCCGUGUGACAGGUCCCUCCUCCACGAAGACCACCCAGAGGGUCUACACCUCCACCAGUGUGACAGGCCCUUUCUCCAUGGGGACCACCGAGAGGAUCUCUACCGCCACCCGUGUGACAGGUCCCUUCUCCACGGAGACCACCGGGAGGGUCUCUACCUCCACCCGUGUGACAGGUCCUUCCUCCACGGUGACCACCCAGAGGGUCUCCACCUCCACCAGUGUGACAGGUCCCUUCUCCCCUUGGACCACCCAGAGGAUCUCUAUCCCCACCCGUGUGACAGGCCCCUCCUCCCCUGGGACCACCAAGAGCAUCUCCACCCCUAGUUCUUCUGCCUUCCCGGGGUCCCCACCCAUGACCACCAAGCCAGGCUUGCCCAGUGUCUCUCCAACGGGUCCCCUUUUGACUUCCCCCAUAUCGACCUCCCCCGGGGCCCCACCCACCACCCCUUCCUGGUCCGGGGUGACCUCUGGCAGCCCAGGGACCUUUCCCAUCUCCACUGCCUCUCCCAGCCCCACCACAGCCUGCCUUUGCCAUGCCUUCGGAAAGUUCUUCCUACCAGGGGACAUUGUCUACAACAAGACUGACGGAGCAGGAUGCCCCUUCUUAGCCGUCUGCAACCAGCGCUGUGACAUCGACCGCUUCCAGGGCACCUGCCCGACCUCCUCACCCUCGGGGACCUCGGCCUCUGUUCCCCCAGUAGUUCCCGGCUGCAAUCACACUGUCCCUCCCCGACAGGUGAAUGAGUCCUGGACCCUGGAGGACUGCACGGUGGCUCUGUGCGAGGGUGACAACCGUAUCGUCCUGCUGGGGCCGAAGCCGAUGGGCGAUGUCGUCUGCGUGAACGGGCACCUGCCCGUGAGAGUGCAGAGCGGGGAUGGGCCCUGUGAUUACAGCUACGAGUGCGAGUGCUCCUGCAGCGGCUGGGGGGACACCCACUACGAGACCUUCGACGGCACCUCCUACUCUUUCCUGGACAAUUGCACCCACGUCCUCAUGCGGGAGAUCCAGCCGCGCCACGGGAACCUCCGCAUCCUCCUGCACAACCACUACUGUGAGGCCGCCGCCAGCUGCCCCCGCGCCCUCAGCGUCCACUAUGAGUCCAUGGACGUCGUCCUCACCACCACCCCUGGUGCCGACGGGCAGGAGGAGAGCCUGAUCCUGUUUGGCCACAUGCGGGUGAGGCAGAGCUUCAGCAAGAAUGGCCUGACCGUGACGGUGACGGGGGCCACGGAGAUGAGCAUCGAGAUUCCUGCCAUCGGCGUGAGCGUCAUGUUCAACGGGCGGGUCUUCCAGGCCCAGCUGUCCUACAGCCACUUCAGCUACAACACCGAGGGCCAGUGUGGCACCUGCACCAACAGCCGCUGGGACGACUGUCGCCUGCCCGACGGCACCACGGCCCCCACCUGCCAGGACAUGGCCCGGUUCUGGCUAGUCCCCAGCAGCAGCGGGGAGGGCUGCUGGGCACCCACCGGCCUGCCCCCGGCCACCAGCCCCCCGUCGCCGGCCCCCAGCACACCCACCUCCACUCCGUGCCCCCCGGAUCCCCUCUGCGAGCUGAUGCUGAGCCCGGUCUUCGCCGGGUGCCACGGCCUCAUCCCCCCCGGCCCGUUCUUCAGCACCUGCGUCAGCGACAGCUGCGGGCCCAGCCGCCCCGGCCGCCCUGAAGCGCUCUGCCAGAGCCUGGAGGCCUACUCAGCGCUCUGCCGCGCCCGGGGCGUGUGCCCCGAUUGGCGCAACGCCUCCAGCGGACUGUGUGACCUCACCUGCCCACCCACCAAGGUGUAUAAGUCGUGUGGCCCCGUGCAGCCCGAGUCCUGUGACUCCAGGACCCAGAGCCCGGCGAGCAGGGGGCUGGCAGAGGGCUGCUUCUGUCCCGACGGCCACAUCCUGUUCAACUCACACACAGACGUCUGCGUGCCCGAGUGCCCCUGCGUGGGACCAGAUGGGUUUCCCAAAUUCCCCGGAGAGCGGUGGGUCAGCAACUGCCAGUCCUGUGUGUGUGAUGAAGGCUCCGUGUCGGUGCAGUGCACCCCUGUGCAGUGCGAGGCCCAGGACCAGCCACAGGAAUGUGGCCAGGCCGGCUUCGUGGCCCAGACCAGGCCCCUGGCCGACAACCCUUGCUGCAUGGAAACUCUGUGUGUCUGCAACACAAACGCGUGCCCCUCGAGUCCACCCAAAUGUGGGCCGGGAGAGGAGCUGGCUUGCACCCAGGAGGAGGACAGCUGCUGCCCUACCUUCAGCUGCCAGCCUCAGCUGUGCACCUACAAUGGCACCGUCUACGGGGUCGGUGCAACCUUCCCAUCGGUCACUCCCUGCCACACGUGUACCUGCCUGUCCGAGGACACCCAUGACCCGACCGUGCAGUGUGAGGAGGAUGCCUGUGACACCACUUGUCCCCGGGGCUUCCAGUACUCGAGGGUGGCCGGGCAGUGCUGCGGGGAGUGCGUGCAGACGGCUUGCCUCACGUCCGACGGCCGGCUGGUCCAGCCCAAUGAGACCUGGAUCAACAGCCUCGUGGACAACUGCACGUUGUACCACUGCCAGGCUGAGAACGGGACCUCUAUGCUGACCCCGACGCCCGUCGCCUGCCCGGACGUGUCCAGCUGCAGGGGCAUCCUCAGGAAAAUCGGCUGCUGCUACUCCUGUGACGAAGUGGACUCCUGCCAGGUGCGCACCAGCAUGACGGUCCUGCGACACCGGGGCUGCGCCACCCAGGCCGCCGUCAGCGUCCCCUUCUGCGAGGGCUUCUGCCCGGGAGCGUCCCGGUACGCCAUGGGGGCCCGGGCCACGCAGUGCCCGUGCAUCUGCUGCCAGGAGACCAGGGCCCACCAGGAGGUGGUGACCAUGCAGUGUCCCAACGGGACGGCCUUCCAGCAUACCUACACCCACGUGGACGAGUGCAGCUGUGGCCCAUCCUGCAUCUCCUCGGCCCAGGCUCCCGAGGACAGCACCCCCAUCUUCCCGAUCUAUGGGUCCACCACUGUCUGACGCAUUCUGCCCCCUCCCACACGCCUGCCCCACCUGCCCCACCUGGAGCCAGAACACACACCAUCCAACCACGGAAACUGCGAGCCCACACACACCUUCCGUGGAUACCACUGCCCCUGCCCACUUUACAUCUGCCCCAGGUGAAACCCAGGCCCUGAAGGGUGACAGCAUAGUGAGGGUCGGCUUGAGGAGGACCCCAGAUGGGAGCGGGGGCUGCUCUCAGAGCCCCUCCUGCCUGUUUUGGCCACCUGCCUGGCCUUCAGGACCUGACCCUCAUCUGGAACACAAGCACCCACUCCACCCAGGCUCACCCCCGUCCUGGUGUCAGAGGGAUGCCCCGGAGAAAGCUGCACACCCACCGCCGUGCUGCUCCCACGGCGGGCCUGUGUGCCCUCUGCUGCCCCUCGAAGCCCCGUGGCGCACAGGUGCCCACUGGCUACACCUCCUGCAGCUGAGCGCAGACUGAGGCCUGUCCAGGCAAGGCCGGCUACCUGCCCAAGUCUGGACCCCGGCCUGAGGCUACGAGGGCCAAAGGACGGGCCCCGGCGGGGUUGGCACCCCACAGCACCCCCUCUGCUCACCCAGCCCCAGUCUUUGAAAAUAAACACUGAGCAUCACAUACACUUCCUGGUCCUGGUGGCUCUCUGCUCCAUGUGUGGGCCGGGCUGUCCAGAGCCACACCCCUGCUGGACUCCCGGGAGGGACAGGCGGGGCAAGAGGCAAGAGGCCCCCAGGGUCAGUCUUGGGCUGUGGGAGUACUGGCCAGAGUCAGGGGUCAUCCGAAGGUUCAAACUUGCGGGUUUUAUAAGGAAGUUGGUUCACAGCUGCAGGAAGACCGGACGAGCCAAUGUGGGGAGGCCCACGGGGGGACACAGAGGGCAUCAGUGUGGAAAGCACUCCCUGCGCCUCUGCGGGGCAUCUCCUUCAGGCGCUUGUCACACGUCAACUUGCUGUGUAUGACCCUCGCUUCUCUCUCCACCGAGGGCAGGGAUGGCUGCCUUUCUCUCUGCUGCCGCAUCCAGAGUGGAGAACACUGCCAGCACAGGAUGGGGUGGGACGCGCUGGGGGCAAGGGUGGGGUGGUGCCCCAGCUUGAGCGUCCACAUGGGCAGGGUCAGCUAUGAGGGGGCGGGGCUUCCUCCGGAGAGGCAAAGGCGGUGCUGGCCAGGGCCAAGGAAGCCUGGCAAGCGUGUGCGGGGCGGGGUCUUCUGGGGCCUCCUGCAUCACGUGACCUGCC